CGACGCCAUUGACAGCAUGAACGUAUCACGGCUUGCCGGCUUGUUCGGCCUCCUCCCGGCCACGGCGUGGAGAUCAGCAAGAUCACCCCUUCUGUGUCAUUCUUUGAAGAAAACAAGUUAUUCUCAAGAAGGAAAGUCUGAACCUGUCAAACAAUCCCUUAAGAAGCCAAAGUUUCCAGAAGGUCGUUUUGAUGCACCAGAGGAUUCCCAUUUAGAGAAAGAACCACUGAAAAAAUUUCCAGAUGAUGUUAAUCCAGUUACCAAAGAAAAAGGUGGACCCAGGGGCCCAGAACCUACCCGAUAUGGAGACUGGGAACGAAAAGGACGCUGUAUUGAUUUUUAAGUCACAUCUUCUUUAAUUUCAGUAUUGUUUUCUGAGUAUUUAUAUCUGAAUUAACUUAGUUUUGAUUAUUUUCUUUCUUUGUAUCCUUUAAGUCAUCUAAUUUCUAUAACAUGUUUAAAAAUAUGUAUGAUGGCUUUGGAAGAAAAUAUGCUGCUAUAAAUUAGGAAAGGAAAAAUAGAUUAGCACAUAUUAACUUUAACUCAAAUGUAUUGAGGUAUGUAAAUGGUGAUUAGAGCUGCAAACCUUUACUUCAUCAUUUUUCAGCUUAAAUUAAUCAGCUGCUUGUAAAAUGCACAUGUAAAUAAAAUUAUUUUUUUUAAAA
This is a messenger RNA of Cynocephalus volans (Philippine flying lemur), 665 nucleotides long. It is a transcript of the gene SDHAF4, whose product is annotated as succinate dehydrogenase complex assembly factor 4. Gene Ontology annotation, biological process: mitochondrial respiratory chain complex II assembly. NCBI's taxonomy places the organism in Eukaryota, Metazoa, Chordata, Mammalia, Dermoptera, Cynocephalidae. Gene Ontology annotation, cellular component: mitochondrion. Bases 17 to 343 code for a protein of 108 amino acids. The transcript has 3 exons. The record is from RefSeq and is a predicted model, not a curated record.